AACUUGGUUACAACACCGAGAAACUCUGCUGGUGCGAAAAGGAGUCGCGAUCAUUGAGACGAAGAUCUAGAAAAGGUUACUGGUUCAUUAUAAAACAGAAGUAAAGAUGUCGUCUUCUGAGUCUUCUCGUGAGGAUAAUGUUUAUAUGGCAAAGCUUGCAGAGCAAGCUGAGCGAUAUGAGGAAAUGGUUGAGUUCAUGGAGAAGGUGGCCAAGACGGGAAGUGUGAAUGAGCUGUCCGUGGAGGAGCGCAACCUCCUCUCUGUGGCCUAUAAAAAUGUUAUCGGAGCUAGACGAGCCUCGUGGAGGAUAAUAUCUUCCAUUGAGCAGAAAGAGGAAGGCCGUGGCAAUGAGGAUCGUGUGACCAUUAUCAAGGAUUAUCGCGGCAAAAUUGAGACCGAGCUCAGCAAGAUCUGCGAUGGAAUCUUGAAACUACUUGAUUCUCAUCUGAUUCCCUCUGCUAGUGCUGCUGAGUCAAAGGUUUUCUACCUAAAGAUGAAGGGUGAUUACCACAGGUAUCUUGCUGAGUUUAAAACUGGAGCAGAGAGGAAGGAGGCUGCUGAGAGCACACUACUGGCGUACAAAUCAGCUCAGGAUAUUGCAUUGGCGGAACUGGCCCCAACUCAUCCAAUAAGACUGGGGUUGGCACUGAAUUUCUCAGUUUUCUAUUAUGAAAUCCUUAACUCUCCAGAUCGUGCCUGCAAUCUUGCAAAACAGGCCUUUGAUGAGGCCAUCUCUGAAUUGGACACCCUCGGCGAAGAAUCCUACAAGGAUAGCACAUUGAUCAUGCAACUUCUCCGAGACAACUUGACUCUAUGGACCUCCGACAUAACGGAGGAUGCUGGGGAUGAGAUCAAAGAAUCCUCAAAACAUGAAUCAUGAGGAGCUGGCCUUCAUUUUCAUUUCAAAUAGAUAUUAUUGCUUCGAAAGACUUUGUUGUGUGAAACAUCAGCCCUGUAUAUGGUGACUGGUUGUGAAGAUGGCUGGCGUUUUUAAUUGGAUAUAUUAAGCUUAUUGUGUGCAUCAUAUUAUGCUAUUUAGUAGGGUCUCAGACAACUUUUCUUGUUGAAGAAUAUUUAGUAGAUGUUAGCUUCUA
Messenger RNA from Phalaenopsis equestris, 1094 nucleotides. RefSeq names its product 14-3-3-like protein. NCBI's taxonomy places the organism in Eukaryota, Viridiplantae, Streptophyta, Magnoliopsida, Asparagales, Orchidaceae. The transcript is spliced from 6 exons. The record is from RefSeq and is a predicted model, not a curated record. Gene Ontology annotation, biological process: signal transduction. The coding region runs from base 107 to 880 and encodes 257 amino acids. Gene Ontology annotation, cellular component: cytoplasm.